Chinchilla lanigera (long-tailed chinchilla) is the source of this 675-nucleotide messenger RNA. RefSeq names its product T-cell leukemia translocation altered (gene Tcta). Bases 200 to 538 code for a protein of 112 amino acids. The record is from RefSeq and is a predicted model, not a curated record. The transcript is spliced from 3 exons. Lineage: Eukaryota; Metazoa; Chordata; Mammalia; Rodentia; Chinchillidae.
CUCCGCGAGUCACUCAUCCUUUAAUUAAGUAGGGUGGGGUUAGGUGCGCGUGCGCGCUGCCAAUACUCCGCCCUAAACUGCCAACGCUUCGCGCAAAAGCGGUAGACCCGCCCUGCUUGGUCUUGCGCGUGCGCACUGGAGUCCUGUCCCCGGAAGACCACACGCCUGCGCGGUGGAGACUACAGUGACAGUGUCUCGGAUGGCUCGCGGGCUAGUCAUGGCGGAAGCUUGGUUUGGGCAGUCCUUGCAGGCUUUGCCCGCAACGGUGGUGGGCGCACUGGGAGCCCUGGGCAGCGAGUUCUUGCGGGAGUGGGAGGCGCAGGACAUGCGGGUGACCCUCUUCAAGCUGCUACUGCUGUGGCUGGUGUUAAGUCUCCUGGGCAUCCAGCUGGCGUGGGGGUUCUACGGGAACACGGUGACCGGGUUGUAUCACCGCCCAGGUCUGGGCGGCCAGAAUGGAUCCACACCUGAUGGCUCCACGCAUUUCCCUUCGUGGGAAAUGGCAGCAAAUGAACCUCUCAAAACCCACAGAGAAUAAGGGAAUGCCGCAGCAGAAAGGUCUCCAGAGACAUCACUGGGAGUGCUGGAUCCUACGCUAUGUCAUUUUGUUUGUUUUGUUUGUUUUUUGAGACAGGGUCUUGGCGUGUAGUUCAGGCUGGCCUUGAACUCACUGUG